Closterium sp. NIES-65 is the source of this 1497-nucleotide messenger RNA. The record is from the annotation of a GenBank genome assembly. NCBI's taxonomy places the organism in Eukaryota, Viridiplantae, Streptophyta, Zygnematophyceae, Desmidiales, Closteriaceae.
AUGGAAUCUGGAAGAAGGGGAUGGAAUCUGGGAGAAGGGGAUGGAAUCUGGGAGAAGGGGAUGGAAUCUGGGAGAAGGGGAUGGAAUUUGGGAGAUGGGGAUGGAAUCUGGGAGAAGGGGAUGGAAUCUAGGAGAAGGGGAUGGAAUCAGGGAGAAGGGGAUGGAAUCUGGGAGAAGGGGAUGGAAUUUAGGAGAAGGGGAUGGAAUCUGGGAGAAGGGGAUGCAGUCAGAGAGAAGGGGAUGGAAUCGGGGAGAAGGGGAUGGAAUCUGGGAGAAGGGGAUGGAAUCUGGGAGAAGGGGAUGGAAUCUGGGAGAAGGGGAUGGAAUCUGGGAGAAGGAGAUGGAAUUUGGGAGAAGGGGAUUGAUUCUGGGAGAACGGGUGGAAUCUGGGAGAAGGGGAAGGAAUCCGAGAGAAGGGGAUGGAAUGUGGGAGAAGGGGAUGGAAUCUGGAAGAAGGGGAUGGAAUCUGGGAGAAGGGGAUGGAAUCUGGGGAAAGGGGAUGGAAUCUGGGAGAAGGAGAUGGAAUCUGGGAGAAGGGGAUGGAAUCUGGGAGAAGGGGAUGGAAUCUGGGAGAAGGGGAUGGAAUCUGGGAGAAGGGGAUGGAAUCUGGGAGAAGGGGAUGGAAUCUGGGAGAAGGGGAUGGAAUCUGGGAGAAGGGGAUGGAAUCAGGGAGAAGGGGAUGGAAUCUGGGAGAAGGGGAUGGAAUCUGGGAGAAGGGGAUGGAAUCUGGGAGAAGGGGAUGGAAUCAGGGAGAAGGGGAUGGAAUCUGGGAGAAGGGGAUGGAAUCUGGGAGAAGGGGAUGGAAUCUGGGAGAAGGGGAUGGAAUUUGGGAGAAGGGGAUGGAAUCUGGGAGAAGGGGAUGGAAUCUGGGAGAAGGGGAUGGAAUCUGGGAGAAGGGGAUGGAAUUUGGGAGAAGGGGAUGGAAUCUGGGAGAAGGGGAUGGAAUCUGGGAGAAGGGGAUGGAAUCUGAGAGAAGGGGAUGGAAUCUGGGAGAAGGGGAUGGAAUCUGGGAGAAGGGGAUGGAAUCUGGGAGAAGGGGAUGGAAUCUGGGAGAAGGGGAUGGAAUCUGGGAGAAGGGGAUGGAAUCUGGGAGAAGGAGAUGGAAUCAGGGAGAAGGGGAUGGACUCUGGGAGAAGGGGAUGGAAUCUGGGAGAAGGGGAUGGAAUUAGGGACAAGGGGAUGGAAUUUGGGAGAAGGGUAUGGAAUCAGGGAGAAAGGAUGGAAUGUGGGAGAAGGGGAUGGAAUCUGGGAGAAGGGGAUGGAAUCUGGGAGAAGGGGAUGGAAUAUGGGAGAAGGGGAUGGAAUCUGGGAGAAGAGGAUGGAGUCUGGGAGAAGGGGGUUGGAAUCUGGGAGAAUGGGAAUGGAAUUAGGGAGAAGGGGAUGGAAUCUGGGAGAAAGGGAUGGAAUCAGGGAGAAGGGGAUGGAAUCUGGGAGAAGGGGAUGGAAUUUAGGAGAAGGGGAUGGAAUCUGGGAGAAGGGGAUGCAGUGAGAGAGUAG